Molecule: messenger RNA, 1955 nt
Organism: Prunus dulcis (almond)
Lineage: Eukaryota; Viridiplantae; Streptophyta; Magnoliopsida; Rosales; Rosaceae
Product: U4/U6 small nuclear ribonucleoprotein Prp31 homolog
Exons: 10
Coding region: 184-1641 (485 amino acids)
Biological process (GO): spliceosomal tri-snRNP complex assembly; mRNA splicing, via spliceosome
Cellular component (GO): U4/U6 x U5 tri-snRNP complex; precatalytic spliceosome; U4 snRNP
Source: RefSeq, a predicted model, not a curated record
CAUCCCUCACCGCCCUUCUGCUGCGCGUCUAAGUUCACCCGCUUCUUCUCUCUUUCUUCUAAUUUUCGUUCAUCAUCUUCUUCAUCCAAUUCAUACCCCAGUUUGUUUUUCUUAAGCGGCUCUACUUCCUCAGUUUUAUCAGGCACCAACUGUUGGAAGCUCACGCCGCUUGAACCUGAAAGGAUGGCGACUCUUGCUGAUUCAUUUCUUGCAGACCUUGAUGAACUAUCUGACAAUGAAGCUGAUGUUAUUGUUGAAGAUGAUGCUGAUGCUGGAAACAUGGAAGAAGAUAUUGAUGGGGACUUGGCAGACUUGGAAACGCUUAAUUACGAUGAUCUGGAUAGUGUUUCAAAAUUGCAGAAAACGCAAAGAUAUACUGAUAUAAUGCAGAAAGUGGAAGAGGCUUUGGAGAAGGGUUCUGAUAUGUCAAGUCAUGGAAUAGUUUUAGAAGAUGAUCCAGAAUACCAGCUGAUUGUGGACUGUAAUGCUUUGUCCGUUGACAUUGAGAAUGAAAUUGUAAUCAUCCACAAUUUUAUUCGUGAUAAGUAUCGCCCAAAGUUUCCAGAGCUUGAAUCACUUGUGCAUCAUCCGAUUGAUUAUGCCCGAGUUGUUAAGAAAAUUGGGAAUGAAAUGGAUGUAACCCUUGUUGAUCUGGAGGGGCUUUUACCUUCCGCAAUUAUUAUGGUUGUGUCAGUUACAGCAUCAACUACGAGUGGCAAGCCGCUUCCAGAGGAAGUCCUUACAAAAACAAAUGAGGCAUGCGAUCGAGCCCUUGCUCUUGAUUCAUCAAAGAAGAAGGUUCUUGAUUUCGUUGAAAGUAGAAUGGGCUUUAUUGCACCAAAUCUUUCUGCUAUAGUUGGGAGUGCUGUUGCGGCGAAACUAAUGGGGACAGCUGGCGGUCUCGUAUCCUUAGCUAAGAUGCCUGCUUGUAAUGUUCAGCUUCUUGGUGCUAAGAGAAAAAACCUUGCUGGGUUUUCCACUGCAACAUCACAAUUUCGUGUUGGUUAUGUUGAGCAGACAGAAAUAUUUCAAACUACACCCCCUUCUUUGAGGAUGCGUGCUUGCCGACUCUUGGCUGCAAAAUCAACACUUGCAGCACGGGUGGAUUCAACAAGAGGAGAUCCAUCUGGAAACACUGGAAGGGCAUUCCGGGAGGAGAUACGUAAGAAAAUUGAGAAAUGGCAGGAGCCUCCUCCUGCAAAACAACCUAAACCACUUCCGGUUCCAGAUUCUGAACCUAAGAAGAAGAGAGGUGGUCGUCGGCUAAGGAAGAUGAAGGAAAGAUAUGCGAUAACGGACAUGAGGAAGCUGGCAAAUAGGAUGCAAUUUGGUAUACCUGAAGAGAGUUCCUUAGGUGAUGGACUGGGUGAAGGUUAUGGAAUGCUUGGUCAAGCUGGGAGUGGCAAGCUGCGUGUAUCAAUGGGUCAGAGCAAACUUGCUGCCAAAGUUGCUAAGAAGUUCAAGGAGAAGAAUUAUGGAAGCAGUGGUGCUACAUCUGGACUCACUUCAAGUUUAGCAUUUACGCCUGUGCAGGGGAUCGAGCUCUCAAAUCCACAGGCUCAUGCACACCAGCUCGGCGGUGGAACUCAAAGCACCUACUUCUCUGAAACGGGAACAUUUUCAAAAAUCAAGAGGAUCUGACCUAUACAGGAGAAAUUUUCUUAUAUUCAUGAGAUUUUGCCAGUUGCCAAUGCCAUGGAUGACCGUAGUCUGAAUGUAUAAAUGAUUUUACUAGAUGAAGUCGUAUUACGUUGCCGUAUUAUCUCAUGCUUCAGAGACCAAACUGUUCCUGAUGUACUAAUUCGAGCUGAGACGUGUUCUCUUGGGAAUAACUAAACUGAUACCUUCUACACUACUUUCUUGUGCAUGACAAAGUUCUUGGAUUAACGGGUAACAUUUAGCAGAACAAUGCUUUAUUCAUAUUUCAGACUGCAAUAACCAAAAAAUAGUUUUCU